Impatiens glandulifera is the source of this 1528-nucleotide messenger RNA. RefSeq names its product protein Brevis radix-like 4. Bases 180 to 1232 code for a protein of 350 amino acids. The transcript has 5 exons. NCBI's taxonomy places the organism in Eukaryota, Viridiplantae, Streptophyta, Magnoliopsida, Ericales, Balsaminaceae. The record is from RefSeq and is a predicted model, not a curated record.
UUCAACUUCACCCCCCUCCACCUCCACCUCUGCAGCUAUAACCUCCUCUUCUUCAAUUAUGGACCAGUGACUUUACGAGCCCAGAGAGAGACAGACAGACAGAGACUAUAAGAGAUACAGGGGCCAUGGUGUUUCUUCUCAUCACUUAUCCAUCAUUUUGAUCAAGAAACAAAACGAAAAUGCUGACCUGCAUAGCUCGUGCUGCUAAUCAAGCUGAAGGACUCAGUGAUGAUCAAGAUAAUCAAUCUCCAAAUACGAAGCACUCUCUCAAAUCUAUCACUUCACAGCAGAUCAAGGACAUAGCGUUGAAGGCGUCGGGGGUUUAUCGGAACUGCUCGCCUUGCACGGGACCGGCGGUGACUCACCAGAACCCGCAAUGUACAGAGUCCGAAUCGUCGUCGUCGUACAGGAGGACGACAAGUUCGAAUUCAAGGCAAUGGGGGAAGGAGAUGGAGGCGCGAUUGAAGGGUAUAUCUUCUUCUUCUUCGAGUGGAGGGAGAACGCCGGUGGUGUCGGCGAGUGGUCGCCGGGACGAUAAUCCGGUUGUGUUCGUUGAGGAGAGUGAACCUAAACAAUGGGUAGCUCAGGUGGAACCUGGUGUUCUCAUCACUUUCGUUUCAAUGCCACGUGGUGGAAAUGAUCUCAAACGCAUUUGCUUCAGCCGUGAGAUGUUCAACAAAUGGCAAGCUCAAAGGUGGUGGGGGGAGAAUUAUGAGAAAGUAAUGGAACUGUACAACGUCCAGAGGAUGAACAGGCAAGCUUUCCCACUCCCAAUUACAUCCUCUUCACGAAUUGAGGAUGAGGGAAUUGAGGAUGAGGAUGAGAGUUGGAAAAGAAUAGAGUGUGGUGAUGAAGAUUGUCCUGUUACGCCUCCAUUAAGUAAGGAAAGGAAAGCAAAAGGAACAGGAAUGGGAUAUUCGUCGUCGAGCAGCAUUAAUAAUGGAGGAACAAAGAUGGUAGAGAGUUUGUCGUCAAUAGAUGCCUCAGUGAGAACAAGCAGCUCAGAAGCAGCAGAUGCAGAUGGGUCGGGAGAAGUGGUGCGGGUUAGCAAUAACGUGGAAAAGGAAUGGGUUGAAGAGGAUGAAGCUGGCGUAUAUAUUACCAUCAGGGCUCUGCCUGGUGGAGGGAAAGAGCUCAAGCGUGUCAGAUUCAGUCGAGAGAAGUUUGGGGAGAUGCAUGCCAGGCUCUGGUGGGAAGAGAAUCGUGCUAGGGUACAUAAACAGUACUUAUGAAUAUUGAAUAUGCUAUGUUUUAUUUAUUUCAAGAAUGGGGUAUAUCUAUAUAUAUAUAUAUAUAUAGUUUCAAGAAUGGGGUGUUAAUUUCUUCUACCUGAGAGAGAUUUGAGACUGGUGGUUUCUUCUCUCUUUUUUUUUCACUCUCCAGUAGUAAGUAGUAUGUGUAUGUUAAUGUGCCUGGAGAUAAAUGUAGUUAGUUUGGGGGUAAGAGAGAGAGGUUCUUAAAUUUGGGGUAUACAAGUUGUAACAAUAUAUACAAUAUAUGAACAAACACUUUCUGUUGUUAUUGUUCA